This is a messenger RNA of Aspergillus piperis CBS 112811, 1434 nucleotides long. RefSeq names its product putative oxalate/formate antiporter. Lineage: Eukaryota; Fungi; Ascomycota; Eurotiomycetes; Eurotiales; Aspergillaceae. Bases 112 to 1434 code for a protein of 440 amino acids. The transcript is spliced from 3 exons. Gene Ontology annotation, molecular function: transmembrane transporter activity. The record is from RefSeq and is a predicted model, not a curated record. Gene Ontology annotation, cellular component: fungal-type vacuole membrane. Gene Ontology annotation, biological process: transmembrane transport.
GUAACCCGUACUGUAUCUCUGCCAGUUCUCCUCAAUCGUGUGGGUGUACAUCGAGCGCUUGUGUUAACGUUCUUAUCCACCGAGGGUAAUUCGCAAGCUACCAAUCUGGGAAUGGCUGAUAUUGAGACCCAUGUCUGCCAUAGCCUGGACCAGGGGGCCCACGCAACCAUAGAGAAGUCGGCUUCACAGGUAAUAGCAACAGAGGAACAAGAUGACACUUUCGACGAGAAAUAUCCAGAGGGAGGCCUUCAGGCCUGGCUUGUGGUCCUAGGGUCAUGGUGUGCAAUGGUUCCCUCAAUGGGAUUGUUGAAUACCAUUUCAGUCCUCCAUGCGUGGACGUCCACCCAUCAGCUCUCAGAAUAUUCUGAAUCCAGUGUCGGAUGGAUCUUUGGCGUCUUCAGCUUCUUCCUAUAUUUUGCAGGCGCCCAGGUCGGUCCGAUAUUUGACAGCCGUGGACCGCUGCCGGUCGUAGUCCCGGGGUCGAUUGGUUUGGUGGUAGCAGUAUUCUGCUUCAGUGAGAGCACAGAGUACUACCAAAUCAUGCUCUCUUUCAGCGUCCUAGGCGGCCUGUCGUCUUGCUGUCUCUUCACUCCUGCCAUCUCCGCCAUCGGACACUGGUUCAAUGUCCGUCGUGGCAUCGCCACCGGAAUCGCCUGUACUGCUGGCGGACUCGGUGGCGUCUUCUUCCCCCUCAUCAUAUUGUAUGUCGCUCCGAAAUUGGGGUUCGCAUGGGCCAUGCGCAUCAUCGGGAUAAUUUGUUUUGUGCUAUGCGGUUGCGCAUGCCUUCUUCUAAAGACACGGCUCAAGCCCGACGCAAAGCGUGGCAUGGCGAUCGACCUUCGCGCCCUCCGAGAGCCCAACUAUGCCCUCACCACACUUGCAGUAUGGAUGGUCGAGUUUGCAGUAUUUGUACCUUAUACUUAUCUCUGCUCGUACGGUUUAUAUGCCAAUAUCGGAGAGUCGCUCUCGUACAAACUGUGUAUCUUCCUCAACGUCGGUGCCAUCCCGGGACGCGCAUUUCCAGGACUUCUCGCGGACAGAUUCGGACGGUUCAACGUGAUGGCGUUCACUGCAUUAGUUUGUGCAAUCAUGACGCUCGCAUUGUGGUAUAAUGCUGGCACAAACGAUGCUGCCAUCAUCGCGUACUCGGUUAUGUUCGGGUUCUGGAGCGGUGCGGCUAUCAGCUUGACGCCCGUUUGUAUCGCACAGGUGUGUCGAACGGAGGAUAUAGGCAAGCGAAACGGAACGACGUUCACUCUGGUGAGCUUCGGGACCCUCACUGCGAUCCCUAUUGCGGGGGCGAUACAGGAGAGGGAUGGAGGUGCUUUCUGGGGACUGAUUCUUUUUGGCGGAAUCUUGUAUCUUGCGGCGUGUGCUGCAUUCGUGGUCGCGAGGGGAGUUGCUGGUGGUUGGAGGCUGAGAACAAAAUUUUAG